GGCCGCAUUAGAGCACCCCUACCUACUAAAAGCUACAAAAAUCGUGCAAGCCGUUUUCGAGAUAAUUGAGUGUUUCCAUACAUAAAACCCACUCUGUAUUUUAGUUGUUGAAUCUACAAUCCCCUUUAUUUUUAACAUAUAGCGGCAAAUAUUAUUUUUACCAGAAACAACAAACACGUCUGGAAAAGUGAAAAAGUGUGUAAGCAUUUUUAUUUAAACACUUGAACUAUUAGUUAAAAUGUUUUACCAGUGGGUUCUAGACAUUUCGAAAUUUUUUAAGAUUUACUGCAAUGCUGACUCUAUAUCUCACGAUAUAAUUGCAGCUGUUUUUAUCAUGAGUCUUAUAACUUCUUGCUCUCUGAAUUUCGUUGAGUAUGUAUAUUUCGAAGACAGUCGUCCACGUUUGUCCUACUCCAUUUAUAUUUCCUAUUGUCGCGAGAUCAUUCACUGUUGUUGUCUUGUUUCUUGCAUCUACUUUGCUUCGUUCCAUAACAAAACACACGUUAUUCAACUACAUAUAUGUUUAAAACAGCUGUGUAAAGAUCUCUGUGUUAAGAAAGAUCCCAAAUUUCCCAUUUACCUUGCUUUCCUGCAGAUAGCUUGCAUUUUUUCGUUGAUGUUCCAUAUAAGUCAAAAUAGAGAAUUCAUAUUUCUACUCGCUAGUUAUUUGUCAAGUUCCUUCAGAUUAGAAAUUAUGAUCCUCUCCCUCAUACUUCAUGGUGCUAUUAUGAGGUAUAUUUGGCUAUGCUGUAUUAAGCUGAAAUAUAAGAUACGAAAAUUAAAGAACCAAAUCAUUCACUACAAUCUGAAAAAAAGAUCGUAUCGUUUUCCUAGUAGUGUCACAGAAAUAUUCCAGGACUUCGAUAAAGUUCUAGAUUUAGUGAAAUUGGUGAACAAAGUAUAUGGGUUUACCUUGAUGCUAUAUUUUGGAUACUUUAUGAUCAGUACAAUAAAAAAUCUUUUGGCGGAGUUUAUCUUUGGAAUUAUGUUUAAAAGAGGGAGGGUUCUAGUGAUUCCAAUAAACAGUUACCUAUCGGGAGUACAUGUGAUUUGUACUGUGGUGAUAAUAUCAACUUGUACCAAGGUGACGCAAGAACUGAAAAACUCAGCCCUGGAAAGUUUCGAAUUAUUUCUGCACCUCCCUCUUCAGUCCUAUUUCCCGGAGCAUGAGGAACUUUACGAGGAUAUUGUCGUGUUCGAGAGGUACAUUCACGAACCAGUGUACUUUUCUGCUGGUGGUUUCUUUGUGAUUGAUUCUUCUUUGAUUUUUAAGCUGAUGGGAACUAUUACAUCGUAUCUAAUAAUUUGCCUUGGAUUUGAUAAGGAACUUAUUCACCACUUUACCAAAGAAGAUAAUUCUAGCAUGAUUAUUAACUAGAUUGAGUUGCAUGUAGAUAAACUGUUAUGUAAUAGGGAGUAUAUAAUUGUAUUGUGCACGAGCUUUUGGUUUUAAUGUUAGUUAUUUAACGUUUUCUGUAGUUUCAAU
Diabrotica virgifera virgifera (western corn rootworm) is the source of this 1486-nucleotide messenger RNA. RefSeq names its product gustatory receptor 68a-like. Gene Ontology annotation, cellular component: membrane; dendrite; axon. The record is from RefSeq and is a predicted model, not a curated record. Gene Ontology annotation, biological process: sensory perception of taste. The transcript has 2 exons. Lineage: Eukaryota; Metazoa; Arthropoda; Insecta; Coleoptera; Chrysomelidae. The coding region runs from base 239 to 1378 and encodes 379 amino acids.